Molecule: messenger RNA, 742 nt
Organism: Priapulus caudatus
Lineage: Eukaryota; Metazoa; Priapulida; Priapulimorpha; Priapulimorphida; Priapulidae
Product: lysM and putative peptidoglycan-binding domain-containing protein 2-like
Source: RefSeq, a predicted model, not a curated record
GUAGAAAAGAUUAAACGUGCCAACAAGCUAUGGUCGAACGACACACUUUUUCUGAAAACGCUUUACAUUCCUUUGGAGAAUCAAGAAGACAUCAUGACCGUCGUGAACGGCCUCAACAAUAACACAGCAAUCCUAAAGACAUCGCAUACAAUGCCAGAACGUAACCGUUGUACGGAUAUUGUGUCUGAGGACUUGCAUGCCCAGCAGCUGGAAACAGCGCGUUGCUGUGACCAGCCUUGCCUUGCUGGUGGCAUCCUACCGAUUGGUAGUGAUGGUAGUGAUGAAACUAUGGAUGAAAACACUAGUAAAUGCAGCACGGGUAGUUGGUUGGAGGGAUGCAAUCGCCAUGAUGAAGAACUGACGGUCGAAGCUCUUUUGAGCAAGAUAGACAAUAAUACAGAUGCAAUUCGCAAGAACGUGGAAAAGUUGAAACUGAAUUCAGAUUUUCCACAACCCGAUCUGCCACCUGCGAGGCAAGCAGGUGUGGUUAGACAGAGACGGUCCCUGCGGCAGACGCCGGUACGACCAUCCGCGACGAGCAUCCUUGUGAAGGUCAAGCAACCUCUUCAGCAACUGCGCCAACAUGGACUGCAUAGCAGAGGGCAGAAUGGCAGUAACGAGGCAGACGUUGAGUUGAAAUGUUUCAAUAUAUGCUGAUAAUGUGGUUAUAUGUUACCAUAUCAUCAAGAGUGCAUCAGUAACUAUGUAAUAAUAUAAAUUAAUAUGCUCAUGAUAUCAUAUC